Molecule: messenger RNA, 1974 nt
Organism: Guyanagaster necrorhizus
Lineage: Eukaryota; Fungi; Basidiomycota; Agaricomycetes; Agaricales; Physalacriaceae
Product: phosphoribosylaminoimidazole carboxylase
Exons: 4
Coding region: 24-1760 (578 amino acids)
Biological process (GO): 'de novo' IMP biosynthetic process
Molecular function (GO): ATP binding; phosphoribosylaminoimidazole carboxylase activity; metal ion binding
Source: RefSeq, a predicted model, not a curated record
GAUUCAUCUUCAUUUCUGCAACCAUGUCAAAGAAAGUUGUUGGGAUCCUUGGUGGAGGCCAGCUAGGUCGCAUGCUAGCCGCGUCGGCGUCUCUUCUAAAUAUACCGGUGGUAAUCCUCGACGUUGGAGAAUCUGCACCUGCCAAGCAAGUUAUCGCGCCCAGCGGUGAUCUUUCCCAUAUCGACGGUUCAUUCACGGAUCCGAAAAAGAUACGAGAAUUGGCAGCGAAAGUUGAUGUCCUGACGGUAGAAAUCGAGCAUGUUGAUGUCGGUGCCUUGGAGGGUCUUGUUGCUGCGACCAAUGGUCGUUUAACUAUCCAACCUAGCCCACGAACGAUUAGAAUAGUACAAGACAAGUUCCGUCAAAAAGAGCAUCUCCGAGACUGUGGAUCACCGGUAUCUGCAUUCAGAGAAGUUCAGUCAUCUGUUGAAGCUAUUGUUGCAGCUUCGAUGGAGCUCGGCCUCCCUCUCAUGCUAAAAAGUCGAACGCUAGCCUAUGAUGGUCGGGGAAACUAUGUUCUGCGCAACUUGGCCGACGCAGACGAUGCUCUCGCCGUCCUUGGUGGCCGACCACUGUACGCAGAAAAGUGGGUUCCGUUCAUUGAGGAGAUCGCCGUUAUGGUGGUACGGUCGGCGGAUGGGAUGGUUCGGUCGUAUCCUGCCGUAGAGACCGUUCACAAGGAGAACGUAUGUCACCUGGUAUUCGCACCUCUUCGCAGUCGGCAUCCUGAUCUCUCUUCGAGAGCUCGAAAUAUUGCUGAAGCUGCAGUGGCGACGUUUGAGGGCGCUGGUGUUUUUGGCGUCGAAAUGUUCCUUAUGGAAGAUAAUAAUAUAUAUGUUAACGAGAUCGCUCCGCGGCCACACAAUUCCGGCCAUUAUACCAUAGAAGCCUGCGAAACGUCUCAAUACGAGAACCAUCUACGAAGUAUUCUAUCAUUGCCGCUGGGAUCGACAGACCUAAAAGUCCCCUCCGCCGCCAUGUUAAAUCUGAUCGGUUCUUCCUCUUCCAUGACCGGUAUCACCUGCGUCACAGACGUUGCUCUAACAAUCCCCGGUGCUUCUACUCAUCUCUACGGUAAGGCAGAAUGCCGGAAAGGCCGCAAAAUGGGUCACAUAACCAUCGUGGCGGAGUCAGAUGCGCACCUCCGUACCAAACUCCGGCCCUUACUUGAAGCCACCCCAGGAAGCACCCCCGAGGAACUCGACAAAUACGCCCCCGUCCCCCCAAGUCCCGGGUCUGGCCACUCCAACAAAACCCCCCUCGUUGGAGUUAUCAUGGGCUCUGACUCAGAUCUACCAGUAAUGCUUCCUGCCGCGCGUAUCCUGGACAAGUUCAACAUCCCUUACGAACUCACCAUAGUCUCUGCGCAUCGCACUCCAGACAGACUUGUAGAGUAUGCCCGCUCGGCCUCGUCACGCGGUCUCCGCACCGUAAUAGCUGGAGCAGGGGGUGCCGCCCAUCUCCCCGGGAUGGUCGCUGCUAUAACUGCUCUACCUGUCAUAGGCGUGCCCGUCAAGGGCAGUUCACUUGAUGGUGUUGACUCACUCCAUAGUAUCGUUCAAAUGCCUCGAGGUAUCCCGGUAGCGACUGUAGCCAUCAACAACGGCAUGAAUGCUGGUUUACUCGCUGUGAGGAUUCUCUCGGCCGGCCAGCCUCGUCUUAUUCACGAGAUGGACGCGUACCUUAACGGAUUGGAGAAGGAGGUCCUUGGAAAAGUCGAGCGAUUAGAAAACAUAGGGUGGGAGGCGUACAAGCCAUGAUGAAAGCCAAGACAAAGAUUACAUUUGCCAUUGAUCUAAGCUACAAAUGUAGGGUAAUUGAACACAAAGAUCAGAUCUCCUCGACGUCGAAGACAGGAGACAGAGAACAGAAACAGCGAAGCGUAUAUAAAGAGAGUAGUGUCCGGGGUAGGAGGUGCGAAGAUCAGUGUGAUAACAUGAAAUAGUAGACCUGUGACUAGUCCCUUACAAUGAG